This is a messenger RNA of Leptosia nina, 1248 nucleotides long. The record is from the annotation of a GenBank genome assembly. Lineage: Eukaryota; Metazoa; Arthropoda; Insecta; Lepidoptera; Pieridae.
AUGAGAAGGCACGUCCAACAGGUAUUUCAUCCCAGCCUGUUCAACAGUAGACCAAGAAGUUCAUCUUUGGGAAAAAUACCUUAUGAAGGUGGACAUGACACCAAUGUACCCACUAUUAAACCUUGCCCACCUGAUUGGCAAAGAGUACCAACAAUGAGCAGCAGCAAGAGAAAAAAAAUGUCAGAAUCACCACCUCCUUCCACAAUUCCCGUGACCAAUAGAUACAGCGAAUUGCCAAUAGAUCCCACAGAUGACACUCAUCAAUCUCUAGAGAAAAGACAAAGCAAGCCGCCCCCAAUAGUACUCUAUCGUGUAGAAGAUAUCAAUAAGCUGGCUGAACUGCUGAACACUGUUACUAGCAGGGAAAACUUUACGUUCAGAAUUGUGAAUAAAACCCAGAUGCGGGUCAACUGUCCAGACCCAGAUGUCUACAAGAAAGUUAUACAAGUAAUCCGUGUAAAUGGGCUUAUUGGACACUCUUUCAACACAAAACAAGACCGCUGCUAUAGAAUUGUUAUUCGCAACCUUCACCACACUACUCCUCAUGAGGCUAUAAAGGAUGAAAUAGAAAAAACAGGAAAUGUGGUGUCAGGAGAAAUUAUCAACUCAAAGUAUGGUCCAGAAAAGAAAAGUACUUCUACAUUUUUUGUAAAUUUGCAGCCAGGACCACAAAACAAAGCUGUAAAGGAAAUUAAGUACAUUUACAACCAAGUAGUGGUUAUCGAAGACCCCAAGAAAAGAAAUACCAUUGUGCAAUGUCAACGAUGCCAGCAGUAUGGACAUACUAAGAAUUACUGCAUGAGACCCUACCGCUGUGUUAAAUGUAAAGAACCACACAAAACUUCAGAAUGUGCUAAGCGUGACCGUAACACACCAGCUCAGUGUGUAUUGUGUGAUGGCCCACACCCUGCCAAUUAUAAGGGAUGUCGAGUUUAUCAAGAAAUAGCAGCAAGAAAAACCAACCAGCAAAUUGGCAGAAACAAGUAUAAACCAAAAAUUGACACACAGGUUGGGGAACCAAGGACACCUGGUGCUAACUUGGCAACAAGAGAAAAGUGGUCAUACUUAGAGGCACUAAAAUCCAACCAGGCAGCAGAAGAACACAACACAUUUACAAAACCCUCAACCGCUAAUUCUAGAUUAGAAGACUUACUUUUAAAACAAGCUGAAAAGUUUGACAUUAUCCUCCAACAAAUGAGCACCUUGAUGGGCCUCAUAGUAACACUUGUCAACAAAUUACAGAACUGA